AAACAAAAAAAGAAUUCAUGAUGGCGGCUGACAGUGAUCCCGAGUCGGAGGUAUUUGAGAUCACGGAUUUUACCACCGCAUCGGAGUGGGAGAGGUUUGUGACCCGGGUGGAGGAGGUCCUAAAUGACUGGAAGCUGAUUGGCAGCACUGUAGGGAAACCUCUGGAGAAGGGGGAGUAUACUAGCAGCACUUGGGAGGAGAAGACACGGGAGAUCAACUUUGCUGAUUUCAAGUUCUCAAUAACGCACCAUUUUCUAAAGCAGGAGCCGUCCGAGAACGACGGGAAGGAGGAACAGGAGGAAGAUGCUGUCCCAGUGGCCAUGCAGGACCUGCUGUGCAUGAACAAUGACUUCCCUCCCAGAGCACACUGCCUCGUCAGAUGGUACGGUGUACGUGAGUUUGUGGUCAUAUCACCAGGGGCGAACUGUGAGGCUAUCAUCAGCGAGUCCAAGUGCAACCUGCUCCUCAGCUCAGUGUCCAUCUCCCUGGCCAAUACGGGCUGCCAGGUGCCGGUGUUCGUCCAGAUCCAGCAGAAAUGGCGGCGGAUGUACACUGGGGAGUGCCAGGGGCCGGGCGUGCGCACCGACUUCGAGAUGGUCCACCUCCGCAAAGUGCCCAGCCAGUACAACCACCUGUCCGGCCUGCUGGACAUCUUCAAGUCCAAGAUUGGCUGCCCGCUGACGCCGCUGCCACCCAUCAACAUUGCCAUCAGGUUCACGUACAUCCUUCAGGACUGGCAGCAGUACUCCUGGCCUCAGCAACCCCCGGAUUUUGACGCUCUCCUGGCUGGGGAGGUGGGAGGUGUGGAGUUUGGGAAACUCCCUUUCGGGGCAUGCGAGGACCCUAUCAGCGAGCUGCAUCUGGCAACCACAUGGCCGCAACUUACCGAAGGCAUCGUCGUGGACAAUGACGUCUACUCUGAUUUGGACCCCCUCCAGGCACCCCAUUGGUCGGUGAGAGUGAGGAAAGCGGAAAACCCCCAGUGUUUGCUGGGUGACUUCUUGAUGGAGUUCUUUAAACUGUGCUGUCGGAAAGAGUCCACUGAGGAUAUUCUGGGGAGGAAUGUUGUUGAGGAAGAGGGCAAAGAGAACAGUGACAUCAGCCAGGCGCUGUCCAAGCUGACGGAGCCCAGCACGGUGCCCAUGUCCCGGCUGUCCGUGUCCAACAUGGUCCACAGCGCCCGUAAGCGCAUCCGCCGGCACCGGCGUGUGGACGAGUCACCGCUCAGCAACGACGUGCUCAACUCCAUCCUGCUGUAUCUCUUUCCAGACGCUAGUGCAGAGAAACCCACAGAGGGAAGUGAGGGCAAGGCCGCUCAAUCAAACGCCGACGGCAAGGUGGACAAGGAGUCUGAGGACUACAAACUGUACAACCAGCUGAAGUCUGCCCCCUCCGACAGCCUCACCUACCGGCUGGCCCUCUGCAUCUGCCUAGUCAACUUCUACCACGGCGGGGUGAGGGGCGUGGCUCACCUCUGGCAGGAGUUUGUGCUGGAGAUGCGCUACCGCUGGGAGAACAACCACCUGGUGUUCGGGCUGGCCCCUGGCCCCCCAGACCUGAGGUGCUGCCUCCUCCAUCAGAAGCUGCAGAUGCUGAACUGCUGCAUCGAGAGGAAGAGGGGCCGAGACGAGGGGAAGAAGAGCGGCACCGUGGAGGCCGGGCGGGAGAGGAAGGUGUCGGGGUGCGAGAACGGGCGCCUGACGGCCGACGGGGCGGGGCAGGGGGCCGAGGCCUCCCUGGGGAAGAGCUGGGACUCCUGGAGCGACAGCGAGGAUGAGUUCUUCGAGUGCCUGAGUGACACAGAGGAGCUGAAGGAGGCUCCGCCCGAUGGGGAGAAGGGCGCGGCCAAGGUGAAGCCGGAGGGCCGUCUGCACCCCCACGGGCAGCUGACGCUGCUGAACUCCACAGAGCCCCUCUACAUCCCCAUCACACAGGAGCCGGCACCCAUGACGGAGGACCUGCUGGAGGAGCAGUCGGAGGUGCUGGCCAAGCUGGGGACGUCGGCGGAGGGGGCGCAUUUGAGAGCCCGCAUGCAGAGCGCCUGCCUGCUCUCCGACAUGGAGUCGUUCAAGGCGGCGAAUCCCGGCUGCUGUCUGGAGGACUUUGUGCGGUGGUACUCCCCGAGGGAUUACGUGGAGGACGAGGUGACGGACGAGAGCGGGGCCAAGGUCGUCAAGGGCGACCUGAGCGCCAGGAUGAAGAUCCCGGGGAACAUGUGGGUGGAAGCCUGGGAGACGGCCAGGGCCACCCCUGCACGGCGGCAGCGCAGGCUUUUCGAUGACACCAAGGAGGCAGAAAAGGUUUUGCACUACUUGGCAGUACAGAAGCCAGCUGAUCUCACUCGCCACCUUCUGCCCUGUAUACUACAUGCUGCCAUCCUCAAAAUGAAAGAUGAGGAAUCAUCCGAGGACAUCCUGUCCGUGCGCAAGGCCAUCCAGCAGGUGACCUCCCAGGCCGGGAAACUCCUGCGCCACCCCAGCCCUGACAUCAAAAAGCUGGAGGACAUCAUCAACCAGAUGAUGGAGCUGGAGGCGGUCAUUGCCCGCGCCCGGUCUCUGAAGGCCAAGUUCGGACUCGGGAAGGGGGAGAAAGGGCAGGACGCGGAGGACCUGGAGAGUUUUGUCAGCUCUCUCCUGGAGGAGCCGGAGGUGUUGGUGAUCGGCGCCGGGCGUGGCCCAGCGGGCAGCAUCAUUCACAAGUUGUUUGUGAGCGCGCAGAGGUUGGCUGACUCCACUGAAGAGGCGGCCCUGCUGUCUCCGAUGGAGGAGGAGCCUGGGAGGAUGGGCGGAGCCGAGGACAGGAGGCCCGGUGCGAGUGGGGUUCCGGACUUUCCUCCCCCCGCCGGGCGGGAGAUCCUGCUUCGGACGUGCGUGCCGCGCCCCGCCCCCUACUCCAAAGCCCUGCCCCAGCGCCUCUUCUGCGUGCUCAUGAGGGAAGACUUCCGGCUGGCAGGGGCGUUCUCGUCGGACACAUCCUUUUUCUGAAGGCCAGCUACAAUUUAGGGAGCGGGGGAGGGGGAUGGGAUGCAUCCUGGAUAUCAAACAUACCGAGGAUAUCAGACACAGCAGGGAUAUCACGCUCUUCUUGAGGGCUGCGGUGUUAGCCCAGUUUCUUUCUCGCACAACUGUCCCGUAUCCUCAUCCAUCUAACUAUUUAAUGUAAUUAAUCACAAUUACAUUUGUGCACGUAUACAUUUAGACCCGUCUACACUUAACCAGAAUAUUUUGUGGGGAACUUAUCAAUUGAGUUUUUCUCACAUUGCAAGUUUUGGUGUGUACUUCUAAAUGUAUGCAUUUUCCAGUUGAAGUCAAUCAUUAUAUUAAUUAUUGAGAGCUUACAAAGGUAAAAAAUCAACUUUAGCUGUAGUUGUCUGACAAUUGAGUGAACAUCUCAGCCUCACAACAUUACCCAAUGGCCUGGUGUCUACAUUAUAUAAUUCAAUUACCAAACUCUUUAAAAAUGAGAAGAAAACUCACUGUGGUGUACUGUAUGUGAACUUGUAAUGCUGUAUAACAUGAGUAUCUGUAAAACAAGUACAGGAGAUCCUGUCACAUCCCUUAUAACAAAGAGGUUAUAUUUUAAGAUACUAAGAUACACAUCAGGUUAUUUUUGUGCCAC
Messenger RNA from Megalops cyprinoides (Indo-Pacific tarpon), 3618 nucleotides. RefSeq names its product RAB3 GTPase activating protein subunit 1 (gene rab3gap1). Gene Ontology annotation, molecular function: GTPase activator activity. Lineage: Eukaryota; Metazoa; Chordata; Actinopteri; Elopiformes; Megalopidae. The transcript has 25 exons. Gene Ontology annotation, biological process: positive regulation of GTPase activity. The record is from RefSeq and is a predicted model, not a curated record. Bases 18 to 2984 code for a protein of 988 amino acids.